AUGGCAACCGAAACGGAAACCAAGAAGAACAACUCUUUCGUCCUCACCGGCUCCAAAUCUGUCGCCUUCGAAGACCGACCAGUUCCCUCCCUCUCAGACCACGACCCGCACUCAGUGCUCCUGCAAGUCAAUUACACCGGCAUUUGCGGCUCCGACAUCCACUAUUGGCAGCACGGGCGCAUCGGGCACUAUGUCGUCAGAGACCCCAUGGUGCUCGGUCACGAGUCUUCUGGGACGGUGAUAGAGACCGGCAAAGAGGUCACGACACUCAAAGUCGGCGACCGCGUCGCCAUGGAGCCCGGCAUCCCGUGCCGGCGCUGCUACUACGUGUUGCCGGAGGACUUCUGCUACAAGCUGCCGGAGAACGUGAGCCUGCAGGAGGGUGCGUUGAUGGAGCCACUGGCUGUCGCGGUGCACAUCACCAAGCAAUCGCGGAUUCGCAAUGGAGACAAGGUGGUGGUGUUCGGAGCCGGACCAGUGGGACUGUUGUGCUGUGCGGUCGCGAAAUCGUUCGGAGCUUCGAAAGUGGUGGCGGUGGACAUUCAGCAGAAUAGGCUCGACUUCGCGAAGGAGUUUGCAGCCACGGGAGUGUUCAUGCCGGAGAAGGUGAGUGCGCAGGAGAACGCGGAGAGGAUGAACAAGGAGCAAGAUCUAGGCUUGGGCGCAGACGUGGCGAUCGAUGCCAGCGGUGCGGAACCCAGUGUUGCGACUGCGAUUCAUGUUCUGCGGAAUGGGGGCAGCUAUGUGCAGGGCGGCAUGGGCAAGGACGAGAUCACGUUCCCGAUCAUGGCGGCGUGUACGAAAGAGUUGAAGAUCUCGGGGAGCUUCAGGUAUAGUCAGGGCGACUAUGCGGAUGCGUUGCAGUUGGUGGCGAGUGGGAAGAUUGAUGUCAAGAAGCUGAUCACGAGGGAGGUUGAGUUCGAGGAGGCGCAGAAAGCAUUUGAGGAUAUCAGGGAUGGGAAGGGCAUCAAGGUGUUGAUUGGUGGGCCGAAGUGA
Cyphellophora attinorum is the source of this 996-nucleotide messenger RNA. Its product is annotated as putative D-xylulose A. The record is from RefSeq and is a predicted model, not a curated record. Gene Ontology annotation, biological process: D-sorbitol catabolic process. Gene Ontology annotation, molecular function: L-iditol 2-dehydrogenase (NAD+) activity; zinc ion binding. Bases 1 to 996 code for a protein of 331 amino acids. The transcript has 3 exons. NCBI's taxonomy places the organism in Eukaryota, Fungi, Ascomycota, Eurotiomycetes, Chaetothyriales, Cyphellophoraceae.